GAGAGGGUGGGUGUAUGGACAGAGAGAGAGAGAAGGAGCGAGGAGAGAGGUGAAUGAGUGCGAUCCAUCCAUGCAUCAAUAGCACAAGGACCAUCGUCUGAUAUAAACCCUGAACCAAGUGCUUGCUCUCUUCAUCCCGUAACCUGCAUCAUCAUCUACCUUUAGGAAUAUAAGUUGAACUCAUCCACAUCAUCUUUACUCUUACGAGAUGGAAAUAAAUCUUAAGGAUUAAUAAGAGUUAACUCGGAUCGGUGAAACAAAUGGAUUGUUUUCUUCGCACUGAAUAUCACUAACUAUCUUAUUUUGUGGAUGGAUGCGUUUUUAUCUCCGAGCAUCAUUGGAUAUGUCAACCUCUGACAGCGUAAGAACAACUGGAGGAGGAAUAAAGGGUCGAUAUUAUGAACUUUGGAACAACGUAUCACAUCAUACUGUCUUCCGUCGUCUGCUUGUAUGCAGUUUUAAGCAUUGCUAAGUGUGCUCCUGCAUGAGAAAGUCGUCUGCUAACUUCACACUUCAACAUGACGCCACUACGGAUCCUCGCGCCUCUUUUGAUCGAAACGUUCUUUCUUUGGAUGUCCGUCGUCUCAGCGAGGGACAUAUUCUACGACAUUGACGAGGGGGUCGGGCCCGGAACCGUCAUCGGGAACGUAGCUGACGACCUCGCGAUAACUAUAGAUGCUAAUACCGAGUUCUCCAUGUUAGGCGUGCCCAACGAGACAGCAUAUGUCUCGCUAGACUCGCAAACUGGAGAGCUUACAACAGUCCUAGACCUGGAUCGUGAGGAACUUUGUCCCGGCUCAUCAGCUCUCUGUGAGAUCGAAGUCAAUGCCAUCGAAUUGGGAACCAGGGAGGUGAUAACUGUCAAAGUGACCAUCAACGACAUCAAUGACCACGCACCGGAAUUUCGCGAUGACCUCACCAACAUGUCAAUCCCAGAAUCCGUCGUUCCCGGGACGAGGUUCCCAUUGUCUACGGCCAGCGACGAAGACAUCGGUGAGAAUGCCAUUCAGGGAUACCGCCUGUCUGAUGAAUACGCUGAAACAUUUGGGCUUGUCCAGAACGAGUUCCCUGGAGGUCUGAUCAUCAUCCAGUUGGAAGUCAUAGGGAGUCUUGAUCGGGAGAACAAAGACAACUACGUGAUGACCCUCUAUGCUGAUGACGGUGGCGAUCCUGUCCUGUCAGGGGUCACUACACUAAACGUGACCGUGCUCGAUUCAGAUGACCAUUCACCUGUUUUUGAUAGGACCUCCUACCAGGUCUCUGUCGCUGAGAACAUUGGUGUUGGACAGCAUAUCAUCCAGGUUCGUGCUUCAGACCCGGACACCGGUACGAACGGCCAAAUUAUCUAUGACUUUGGCGGUAGCGUAUCGGCCAAGAUCAUUGAGCUGUUUGAGAUUGACUCGGAAUCAGGUUGGCUAUCGGUCAAGAGUGAUCUCGAUUUCGAGGAUGAAAGUUCCCAUCAGGUAUCCAUCCGUGCAACAAAUAACGUUCCAAAUCCACUUCCGGAUUUCACGACCGUGACUGUCAACCUCAUUGAUGUCAAUGACAACAAGCCUCGCUUGACCAUAUCAGCUCUCGGAGAUGGCGGAAGAUUCAAACACAUUGCAGAAAACUCCCCUGAAGAUGUAGACGUUGCGUAUGUUCGUGUCACUGAUAUGGAUACCGGAGUCAAUGGCCAAGCUAUAUUGACAUUAGAAGAUGACUUUGGACACUUUUACUUAGAAUCAUUCAGAGAAGGCCAGUAUUUCCUCAAGACAGCAGGCGUAUUGGAUCGCGAAGACAUUGAUUUUUACAACAUCACCAUUCUCGCUGAAGAUCGAGGAUCCCCUGUGCUCUCGUCACGGAGACGGUUUGCAGUGUUCGUUGAUGACGAGAACGACAAUUCUCCCAUAUUCUCGUCGUCCGUUUAUCACGCUACGAUUAGUGAAAACAACGAGCCGGGUCACCGCGUGGCUACCGUACAGGCUAUCGACAAAGACGAGUUAGAGAAUGGCGAAGUUGUAUACAGCCUCCUAGAUGAUAAAGAUGGUUCCUUUGGGAUCCAUCCAUUCAAUGGAGUCCUCACUGCUAAUGUAAGUCUUGAUAGAGAAGACGGGGAGUCCAUUGACCUCAUGAUCAGGGCCUGUGACCGUGGACAACCACAGGGAUGUUCAGAUGUACCUUUGACAGUUAGGGUUCUGGAUAUGAACGACAACGGCCCCACGUUUGGCGGGGACUUAAUCGAGAUGAGAAUAGAUGAAAAUAAACCAAUUGGUACUAUCGUCGGUCGAGCCAUAGCUACAGAUGCUGAUGAAGGAGAUAAUGGUCGACUGAGGUACAGUAUCUUGACUGAUGCUGUGUUCAGGAUUGAUGAAGAUAGCGGAAGGAUCUACUCAACAGCUGAACUUGAUCGGGAGAUUCAAGAGCUUUAUCACUUUACAGUACGCGCAGUCGACGACGGAUUGUCCCCCAAAACGGCUACUGCCACAGUGGUCGUGACUGUGAAUGAUGGGAACGACCAUAGUCCAGAAUUCACUGUGCCAUCGGCAAACAAUGACAUUCGAUUCAUUCCAGUCUCUGCGGAUCCCGGUCUUCACAUUAUGACGGUUGAGAGUGAAGAUGAAGACAAAGAUGAAAAUGCUGCCGUAUCGUAUUCAAUUAGUCAUGGGAACGCUUACGGUGCAUUCGGUAUUCAAGCCAACGGACAGGUCGUGACAGCCCAAGAUCUUGAGCCAAAGUGGGAAGGCGUGCAUGACAUUACUAUACGCGCUACCGAUGGUGGCAACCCUUCUGCUUCGUCCACAGCCGUUCUUCGCGUCGUGAUUUCUAACGAAGGUUUCAAGAGAUCCCUUCCACCUGCAAACUUUACCGCUUUGUUUAACCUCACGAUUGACUAUUACCUAAACUUAGGAAACAAUGCAGCCAGUAGUCGCGGCAUACUAAACGACUGGCCAAUGAUCGUCAUCAUAUCGCUAGCUGGUUGCGCCGUCAUCCUCGUCAUUGUCUUUCUCCUGGUCGCUGCACGAUGCCGAACAAAGAACCGUGAACAAGGCAAGUACAUCGUACCCUCAGGAGAAGAACUCUUCGCGACACGACAAGCAGCCAAACCCGCUGACAACAGCGGCAAGACAUCAGACACAGAUUCAGGACUCACAUCGACGGCAUCGAGCUCAUCCAACAUACCGUCGAAGAACAUACGAAAGUGGCGGGCUCAGCAGGAUAGAGAUAGGGACUCGAUGGGGUCGUCGAACCCCGGAUCGACGACGAACCUUGGCACGAUGCCGCCAGGGAUCACGGGAGUAGCUAACGUGGACUUGAGGCUGGGUAACAGGCAGAUGACCACGUUUGGUAGUAACUCUGAUCUUCAUUCAGAAAGCAUUGCAUCAAUCACAUCAGCCAGAAGGACACCAGACCCCGACGCAGAGGUCCAGCGUCUCCUUCGUAAGCUGCGUCGAGACAGCGAGGAUCGUAACUCGGAAGGUGGAAGCGGGAGUAGCUACGACAGUGGACAUGGUGGAGAGCCAGAGAUUGAGCGGGAAAGUGGUUAUAGAACCAAUCUAUCUUCAGCUGAUGGUAGCUCAAGGCGAUCAGCUUCUUACCCGCGUAUCGCAGCACUGGCAGCACAAAAUAUCAACAAUACCCAAACUCCGUCCGGAGGCCACCGUCAUAGCUACAUGGCCAGCCCUCACUGUACACCUGAAUGUUUGACCCUAGGUCACUCAGACGAGUGCUGGAUGCCCAACCCAGCAUCUAUCAGCAAGUCAAAGACUGUUCAUUUCUCCAAGCACGACGAUAACCGGUCAUCAGGCGGUAGCUACCGCAGCUAUCACUCCAACGCGGACCGUCCUCCAGCAACAAGCCCCAAACCACCCAACCCUGCCAUCGCCUUCGGUAACGUCUCUAAGGUUACCCCGAAGCCCAAACCUAUCCCCAACGGUUCGACCACCGCUGGACUGGGGCAGCAACCGCCUGCAACGAGAGACCUCAACGGUUACUAUGGUAAUAACCCUGCAGUCAUUGUAGAAGACGAACGAAAUGGGAACGCAAUGCCAUUAACUCCGAUCAGAGAACAUCCCUUCGAAAGAAGAAGUUCGCAAGAUGCUCCUAGCCUUGUCGUUACAAAGCAUUCUCCAGACAAAUACAAAAAUAACAACGACGUCGAUAGAAACGGCGACGUCAGAUAUCGUAACGACCUCAACAGAGGACAUAUAAACGGUGUAAACCCAUUGCAUAGAAACAGUAUGAACGGUACCACACCAAACGGUAGCACCCCGAACGGCGGCCAACUGAAUGGCAUACAGAAUAGUAGGAGUAAUAACAGUAGGAACUCUAGUGGUGACAGUCAUAUUUCGAGCGAGGAUAGCGCAGACACGUACUCGGGUUCGUCGGCCGCGAGCAGCGAAAUGAAACCAGUUCGUUACUCGCCUGACGAGGUCGAGGCUGUCCUCGAGAAAUGCGGAGGAGAUCGAUCAGCGGGAGUAUCGGCAGACGGCGAUAGGAUGUACACGGAUUGGGUAUAACACGCGGUCUGGGUAUGAAGCCCAACGUCGUCUUCACUGACUCUUUAUGAGAACAUCAUGUGAUCAUGAU
Strongylocentrotus purpuratus (purple sea urchin) is the source of this 4569-nucleotide messenger RNA. RefSeq names its product protocadherin-11 X-linked. NCBI's taxonomy places the organism in Eukaryota, Metazoa, Echinodermata, Echinoidea, Camarodonta, Strongylocentrotidae. Gene Ontology annotation, biological process: homophilic cell-cell adhesion. The record is from RefSeq and is a predicted model, not a curated record. Gene Ontology annotation, molecular function: calcium ion binding. The transcript is spliced from 5 exons. Gene Ontology annotation, cellular component: plasma membrane. Bases 519 to 4499 code for a protein of 1326 amino acids.